Molecule: messenger RNA, 6139 nt
Organism: Nematostella vectensis (starlet sea anemone)
Lineage: Eukaryota; Metazoa; Cnidaria; Anthozoa; Actiniaria; Edwardsiidae
Product: outer dynein arm-docking complex subunit 2
Exons: 25
Coding region: 2676-5465 (929 amino acids)
Molecular function (GO): protein binding
Source: RefSeq, a predicted model, not a curated record
AGGAGGAUAUUAUUUAGCGCAAGAAAGCCGACAUAGAGUGAGCCUGUGAUCCAUAGGCCCGCCAUGGCGAAGAUAGUCCGCUUGUUUGUUACUACUGACUGAUACGCCAAGUCCAUUACCACAGCCCUCCCACGACGGCUUAGCCAGCCCUCUCCAAGAGAGCCUGAAUUCUGUCAUUCGUCCGGUCCUACGAAUGAGAAGGUAGGCGGCCAGCUGUGCGGGACACACUCGCUAUGCCUCGGGAUAUUCCGUGAGGGUCUCCCGUGUUGCUGGGGCUAGCGGGAGAUGGGGCUAAAUUUUGACGCAUCACUCGACGUAUCACGUGCAUUAGCUCAAAUAAUUACCCGGUGUGGUAGAGACUAUAUAAAAGCGGUGUUUAAAGGUCCAGCAAGUAUCAGUGUUGGUCAAGCAGUGAAGGAGAAGAAGCGAGAUCGCAACUAGAAAGAUAAUAUUCGCAGCCAUGCGUCUUUGUCUACAGGUUUUCGUGAUAGCCCUUUGUGCGAGCUUGGCGUGGAGUGCGAAUCCUCGGGAACAUAUGGAAAAACGAUUUGAACCAAUAGAAAUGAGCAAAGAAAGGAGUGAUACGUCAUCUGCAGCCAUGGUAACAUGGACAGACCAAUCAGAAUCCACAACAGCCAUCAGGGCACGCAGAGCGCCAAGGGCGCAAGAGAUCCGUCUUGUUAUCCCAUUACAGUUAAGGCCAGGAAGAAAAGGACGGAGAGGAGACAAGCGCUCUCCCUGGAUUCUUCGCAUCGCAAGUCCACGGAAUCAUCGUGGUAGAAAGCACCGACGAAUAGGUGCGAAACGCAGAAAAUUGAAAAGCGGUAAUGAAGUGAGAAAUAAUAGACAUAGAAAUCACCCUCGCUACAUCAAAAGUGAAUGGAACAGGAAAGUAAAACUCCAUAGCCGACAGAAGAAAAGAAAAAAUAAGAGCAAUGAGCACUGUAAUCACGACCACGAGAUCAGAAUGAGGAAUCGAAAACAUUGGCAAAGGCGAGACAAAGGAAUGCGCUUAAACCUUGGCAAAGCUCGGCAAGGCAAAAACACACGCAAAGGAAAACUUUCAAACCUUAGCAAAGCUCGGCAAGGCAAAAACACACGCAAAGGAAUACUUUUAAACCUAGACAAAGCUUGGCAAGGCAAAAACACACACAAGGGAAUAAUUUUAAACCUAGGCAAAGCUCGGCAAGACAAAAACACACGCAAAGGAAUACUUUUAAACCUAGGCAAAGCUCGGCAAGGCAAAAACACACGCAAGGGAAUACGUUCAAGUCUUGGCAAACCUCGGCAAGGCAAAAACACACCCAAGGGCAUCCAAUUAGUGUUUAUCAAGAAUAAAAAGGCUGACGCUGGCUCAGGUGUUUCUUACGUCCGCUUUAAAAUCGGAAAAGAAAGCAGAGGACAAAAAGCAAAAAGGCAAAAGGGGAACAAAAAUAGAAAGCGCACAACAGGCUUCAGUAGGAAAGGACGAGUUAGCCGCAAGGGUAAACAGGGACGCACGGUGAUUUAUCGCAACCAUCACCAUUGGGGCGAAGAGUGAUCCCCUUUAAAUAGGCUUGCUUUUUACCAAAAGCAAGGAAUCCAGGCUUGUCAGGGUAGCAAAGUUUAUCAGGGGAAUUUAAGGAUAAGGAAUGAAAAUUGUGUUGGUGCGGGAUCGGAUCUUUUCUUUUAGGCUAAAAUAAUUGGGCCGGAUCGCAAACCAUUUCUGGGCAUCUGAGACACGGGAUUUACUUAUUUAUAUAGGGCAGGGAACACGAUUCCGGGAUCAAGCUUAUUCGAGUCACUUGAGAAAUGUUUACCUUGUUUUUACUCCGGAAUUGUAUCUGAACUCACGAAAAUUUGUCGAAUACCAGUUUUUGGUGCAGUGCACUCACCGUCUAAAAAUCUUAGAAAUACUUUUAUAGUAUGAAUGCACGUAACGCCCAUCGUAAAAUUUAUAUGAUUAUAAUGGUACUGUUUUCAAACUCCAUCGUCAUUGCCACAAAAUGAUUUGUGUGAAUCUCACACAUAAUGCGACUAAAAGCCAUUAGCGUCAGUGUAGCCUGCGAGCCGGCUCUCAUUGGGGUUUAUUCGGAAAUAUUUUGUUUUCGAAUAUUGGGAAUCCUGUGGCGCGCAAGAAGGCCGAGGUGCGCUGGGGCGAGGGUGCAAAUGGAUUAGAAAUUUCUUAGCCAACAAGCAGGCUACCGACAGUGACUGAAGUCCGGAUAAGUCAUAGAUCUAUAGCACUACACAUUUUCUGUUAAUUCAUUCAAAUUUUAUGGGUCCCAGCACUGUCAAACUAAAGUGGUUCCACUGUACAAAAAUAGAAUCGAAUAAAUACCAACAGAAAAUCAUGUUUGCCAUUUCUUUCAGUGAGAUCCGCGAAGUCGAGCGUUUCCGUGUGUUACAUUCGAGUCCAAAGCUUUCGCAAAAAUUGUCAUAAAAUCAACACCUGUCCCAUGCACGGUUCCCAUAGAGACGGGAAAAUGCUUAUCUUGUCGCACCGGCACUUGGAUGUUUAGUUAUCUCGCUUUUACGCGCGCCAUAUUAUAGAAAAAAACGAGUAGAAAAGCGGACAGAAGUCUAAUAAGAGAGCUUAUCCAGAUAUUCAUACCAUCAACCUUGUUAACGGCCAAGUUGGAAAUUUGAUACGCUUGUUACCACAUUAACAGAGUUUACCAAAAAGUUCCAUCAGAAUGUCGGAUGCUGAGAUCGAGAUGGAUGCCAAAGUCACGGCAGACCCAAAGCUGGAUGAAGGAAACGAUAAAAGCGAUCAACCGAACUCAUUUAAGCAAACUACAGGUGAAGAAACAAACGAGAAUACAACUGAAAAAACCGACCAGGAAAACGAACGACAAAAUGACAACAAUCUCACAGAAACUGGUGGGACCAUUAGACAAAAUGACGAAAGCCCGCCAAACCCUGACUUCGAUGCAAACCGCGUGGAAAGUCCAAAACCAUCACCUAGGCCUACCAGUGGUUCACAUAGCGCAGGGCAAAGGGGUAUAACGGAUCAAAACGAGAGAAGUGUGGAACGCCCUGGGAGUGCUGUAGGGCGUAAUGGUCCUCAAGGGAAGUCGCCCUCACCGCAAGCGAGUCCAAAGCCUUUGAAAAAAGAGGACUCAUUCAUGAAAAAGUAUCUUAGUGGCAGUGAAGACGACUUUGAGAGUGACGAAGAGAAGAAGACGAAACCUAAGAACAAACCUACAAGGACAGCGGCUCCCAAAAGGCCAGUGGCUAAGACGACCAAUAAGCCUCCGAGCAAAAAUGACAAGAAUUCACCUAAAAAAUUCGCGCCAAAAGAUAAUUCAAAGGAGAAAAAAGAUAACGUGAUCAUCAAAAGGAAGCAAAAGCUGGAGCCGUCACUCAAAUGGAGAACCUUGAACCUGCUCGGCAAUGAUGAGAGUGAUGGUGGUAGUGAAGACAAAAAGAAGCAAGGGACGGCUAAAUCGAAGCAGAGUAGACGCGAAAGCCGCAGGCAGACGAUGCAUUCGGAGCGGGGGCGAUCCGUGGCGACGUACCCAGACACCAUCUACAGCGAGAGCUCAACAGAAAGCGAAGAGGAGGAUGAUAGAGUGAUGGACGGCAAAGUGAACGCUGCCGACUUACCUUCGGAAUAUUGGCAGAUACAAAGAAUGGUCAAGUUUUUGAAGAUUGGGAAUCCUACCGCUACGGUUAUCUGCUUGUGCGGCUUAAGAGACUUUAACCUUUCUCAAGAGAUGUGCCAAAUGGCUAUACGUGAUAUCAACGGCUUGCAGAUACUCAUCAACCUUCUUAAGACUGAGAGCGACAAGUGCAAGAUUGGGUCACUUAAAAUCCUUCAACCACUGACCACUAGUAGCAAAUACAACAGAAACGCUAUCAUUAACCUUGGAGGAGUUCAACUGUUGGUUGACCUUGUGACCACAGGAAGCCAGGAGGUCCAGGGCCUGGCCGCCGCAACUCUAGCCAAUAUCGCCAUGGCGAGCAGAGCUAGGAACAUCCUGCGACGAUGUGGAGGAAUACGAAAAAUGGUGAACUUACUGAACUACCAAGACAAGUCUUGGCGCAAACAGAAGUCGCAAGAGCAAAAGAACCUUGACCUUGAGGUGGCCCGCAGUGCCGCGCUUGCGCUAUGGAGCUGCAGUACAAGCAUGCGCAACAGGACGUCUAUCUUUAAGGCAGGAAGCGUGCCACUGCUCGCGAGACUGAUUCGCCUUGAGAGAGAAGACGUACUCAUCCCAGUAGUGGGCCUUGUCCAGGAAUGCGCGAUAGAGACACGAUACCGAACAGCUUUUAAGAACGAGAACAUGAUCGAGCCAAUCGUGCAGAACCUGAAGACAGAGAACCAGGAAUUGCAAAUCUACUGCGCUAAUGCCAUCUUCAAGUGUGCCGAAGACGAGGAUACACGCAAAGUUGUCCACAAAUAUGGAGGACUCGAGACGCUUGUCAAGUUACUCUCCUCGCAUCAAAACAAGAAGCUGUUGGCCGCUGUUACUGGUGCUAUCUGGAAAUGCUCUGUCAGUGUGGAGAAUACGAAGAGGUUUCUUGAGCUUGACAUUGUUGAGGCACUACUCAGGUUCUUGCAAGACGAGCACGAGGAACAGCCAGAACAGGUGCAAGUCCACAUUGUAGGAGCGCUCUCAGAACUCGCCAAAGUGCAGAAGGGUCGUUUGGAGAUCCUCGCCUGCAAGGGAUGCAAGACGCUGGUUGACCUGUCAACCGACCCCAAUGAAGAACUAGUCGAGCAAGUGGGCAGAGCUAUCGCCGCCUGCUCUCAGGACGUAGAGUGCAGGGGACAAUUCAACCGCCGUGAUGGGUUAAGGCUCCUGUGGUCUUUGCUCAAGUCAAAUAACCCCAAGGUUAUUGCAAGUGCAUCAUGGGGAAUACAUGGUUUGAUGGAGGAUACUCCGGAAGCGUGGGAGAACGCUCGUUCGUUUGUCGGUGGACUUGAGCUGAUUGUGAAUAUGCUGGAAUCCGAUGAUAUUGAGGUUUUAACAAGUGUCUGUGCGGCUAUCGGUAACGUCGCUAAUGAGGGUGAGAAUAUUGGAGUCAUCACAGACUAUGGAGUUGUGAAGCAUUUAGCCAAGCUAACAGUCCUGAAUGAUAUCGCGCUGAGAAGACAUCUUGCAGAGGCCAUUGCUCGGUGCUGCAAGUGGGGUCACAAUGCACGUGACUUCACACGUGAAGGGGCCGUGGAGGCUAUGGUAGAGUACCUUUCUACAGACGAUACCAUCUUGAAGCGAUCGGCUGUCCGUGCACUGCACCAACUGGCACGGUACCCGGAGAGCUGCAUCAAGAUGCAUUCAAGUGGAGUUGUCAAGCCCCUCAUGGAAAUGGUUGGAUCUGAGGACGAAGCGCUGCAAGAGGCCGCGGCCGGUUGUUUGCUUAACAUAAGAAAACUGGCAAUGGCGAACGAGAAGGCACGUCAGGAUGCACGCAAGAAUAGAGACAACCGAUCGGAUAUCAUGAAAACACCUACAGACAUUCCAAACUCAUCAGGCUAGAGAUGGUCGAUAAAACUGUGUUAUCUAAGGGACGUGUCCUUGUUUGCACACUGUGUAAAGUGUAACCUUUUUUAUAUUGACACAGUAUCAGCCAUUAUCGGAACUCCGUCUAUUUUAAUAGAAAAAAAAAUGUCGAUCCUCAAAUGUAAAUUUGUACAAAAGAUAUUCACAGAUUUCACAGAAAGCGGAAUGACAGGGGCUAAAGUACCAAAAAAAACUCAAAGGACCCUAUAGGUACUUAUAAAAAAAAGAGGUUCUUGAGACAGGUGUCGCAUUGGCAGCCAGAGGCUAAGCCAUGCUCGAGGAUCCAGCGUACAAGGCUAAGUGCGCUUGUGAAUAACGACAGAAUUCCAGAUGAUUGAUGGAAUGGUCUUCUUUGGUACUUUUAUCAUGUUUUCAAUGUCCCCCAACAUUUUGUUGUGAGAGAAAUUCUGUAGCAAAUUGUCCUUUGAUGUUCCGUGCAUCAGCAAUUGCUUGUGGUGCACGUUUCAGUAUACAUUUCCAACUCGUGCCAUUCAUCACGAUUUAUCUGAACAAUUGCACAUGGAUCCUGGCGCGCCGGUUUCUAUGGUAAUGCGCGCACAAACUUAUAGCUGGAAUAGCAUAUUCUACAACUGUAAAGACAUGUUAUUACAAAACAGCUUUUAUUUUGAAUAAACUGUAAAACUACAAAA